GUUGCUUGACUUCCAUUUUCAAUUUGAAAAAUGAAUCGAGAACUUCGCAUAUUUGAUCUUGUGCUUAUUGUGGGAAUUGGUGUGACGUUGGGUCAAGCCGGCAGGAUUUUUCCGCCAAGUGGCUUAUAUAUAGAACUUGAGCAAGAGUACUCAUGGUUUGAUGCCGCUAUGAAGUGUGCGCAAAUGAAUAUGUCUCUGCUGGCAUUGGAUUCACAGGAAAUGAUAAAGACACUGGCAGGCCUAUCCUUUGACGAAGGAAGGUUUGGAAAUCCCAUCAUGUGGUUGGGUGGUACUUCGCUUGCCAAAAAAGGAUUUUACGAAUGGAUAUCAACGGGUGCCUCUUUUGUGUUGACCACUGCUAACCAUCAAAACCGGUGUGUGGUGUUUGUUCCCGUUGGCAAUGGCAAAAGGUCUGUCGAAUGCAACGAGAACCAUGGAUUUAUUUGUGAGCCAAAUCGCAUCUUGCAAGCGGCCAAAAAGGAGUUGAACGAUCUCAAAGCAUCCAUUGAUGCUCAAAAUCAAAAACUUGACGAUGUGAAAAAUUCUGGGCAAGUUUUGGGCGAUAAGGAAAACCAAUUGGAAGAGCUGAGAAAAAUGGUGAAAAUGAGCGAAGGAAAUCUUAAGGAUGUUGAAAAGCGUAAUAAAACCUAUGAACGUUUCAAUAAAAAACUGGAAAAUCUUCAAAAAGAUUUGGUGGUGGUGCGUAACACCAAUGCUAAUCAGUUGGAGAAGGUGAAGCACAAGCGAAAAGAGCUCAAUGAAGCGAAGAAGGUUCAUGAUACUCAAACAGCCAACAAGUGUAAGGAAACGUGGCAGUUGGCGAUAAAACUAAGGAAAGCUCUUGAAGUUCAAAUGGACAUAACCAAGAAGUUGCAAAAGCAAAUUGAUGAACUCACAAAGAAUAAAAAAUAGAUUUCGAAAAUUA
Molecule: messenger RNA, 925 nt
Organism: Stomoxys calcitrans (stable fly)
Lineage: Eukaryota; Metazoa; Arthropoda; Insecta; Diptera; Muscidae
Exons: 3
Coding region: 31-912 (293 amino acids)
Source: RefSeq, a predicted model, not a curated record